AUGACGAUAUUCAACAUAUACAUUUUCGACCGGGAAGGUCAAUGUUUAUACUACGACGAGUGGUUCCGGACGAAGCAAUCAGGGCUUCCGCCGAUCCAGGAAUACCAACUCGUCUUUGGAAUGAUGCUGUCGAUGAAAUCCUUCUCCGAAAGGCUUUCCACCAAUGAUUCCAAUCAAACUGUGAACAGUUUCCGAACUUCCGCCUACAAAAUGAACUUUUUAGGUUAGUUUUGAGUGGAAAUGUUUUUUUUUUAGUAAAAUGCUUUAUUUUUGUCGCUUUUUCUUGAUUUUCAAGGGAAGAAAUUGUAAUAUAGUUGAAUAAUGUUGAGAAUCGGCGACAGGAGUGAAGAUCCUUCUGAACAGCGACCCGGCGGCGACCGGGAUGCCCGACCUCCUUCAGAAGAUCUACCAGGCCUGGGUCGAGACCGUCAACAGCCCCGUGGCGAAUCUCCUCGGCGAGGGCAUCGAUCACGGAUUUCUGCAGUCCAAGAUCCGCGACGUCGUCACCAAACAUCCCGCCUAUGUUUAG
Messenger RNA from Caenorhabditis auriculariae, 529 nucleotides. The record is from the annotation of a GenBank genome assembly. NCBI's taxonomy places the organism in Eukaryota, Metazoa, Nematoda, Chromadorea, Rhabditida, Rhabditidae.